AAACGCCUGCCAGCUGCUAGGCGUGGACUUGGGACUAAAGGCCAGAAGCUACGGCUUCUAACCAACCACUACAAGGUUUCAAUGUCAAAGUCGGAUGGUCACUUCUUCCAUUACAGUGUUGCUAUAUUUUUUGAAGAUGGACACCCUGUUGAGGUUAAGGGUAUUGGCAGGAGGGUAAUUGACAAGGUUCAACAAACUUACAGUUCUGAAUUGGCAGGGAGACAUUUUGCAUACGAUGGUGAAAAAAGUCUGUUCACUCUUGGUUCUCUUCCACACAAGCAGCAUGAAUUCACUGUUGUCUUGGAGGAUGUCGCGUCAAGCAGAGCUGGAGGAAACGACAGCCCUGGAGGCGGCCCAAGUGAGGGUGAUAGGAAGAGAUUUAAGCGCCCGUACCGGUCCAAAACAUUCAAGGUGGAGAUUAAUUUUGCAACUAAAAUCCCAUUGCAAGCAAUUGCUAAUGCAUUGCGCGGUCAGGAAUCAGAGCAGUUUCAAGAAGCACUUCGAGUUCUGGACAUCGUAUUAAGGCAGCAUGCAGCUAAGCAGGGCUGUCUCCUAGUGCGCCAAUCUUUCUUCCAUGAUGAUGCAAGAAACUUUACUGACUUGGGGGGUGGAGUGCAAGGAUGCCGGGGCUUCCAUUCAAGUUUCAGAGCAACACAAGGGGGUCUAUCCCUGAACAUUGAUGUGUCAACUACAAUGACUGUGAGGCCUGGUCCUGUUGUUGAAUUUUUGAUUGCCAAUCAAAAUGUUAGAGGUCCUUACCAAAUUGAUUGGGUUAAGGCUAAAAGGAUGCUAAAGAAUUUAAGGAUCAAGACCAGCCCUUCUAAUGCAGAGUUCAAAAUUACAGGAUUGAGUGAAAAUUUGUGCAAAGAUCAGAUGUUCUCGAUGAAACAGAGAAGUGGGACAGAUGGGGAUGGUGCCGCUGAUGCAGUUGAAAUGACGGUUUAUGACUAUUUUGUUAAUCAUCGCCGCAUAGAUUUGCAAUAUUCAGCAGAUUUCCCAUGCAUUAAUGUUGGGAGAUCGAAGCGUCCUGUUUACUUUCCUAUUGAGCUUUGUACCUUGUUGUCCUUGCAACGUUAUACAAAGGCCUUGACUGUUUUGCAAAGAGCCUCUCUUGUUGAGAAAUCCAGGCAGAAGCCCAAUGAACGGAUUAGAGUCCUAACUGAUGCAUUAAGAACUAAUAACUAUGAGGCAGACCCAAUGCUUCGGUCCUCUGGAAUUUCAAUUAGUUCUCAGCUUACUGAAAUUGAAGGCCGUGUCUUGCCUGCCCCAAGGUUAAAAUUGGGCAAUGGAGAGGACUUUGCCCCUCGAAAUGGGCGCUGGAACUUCAACAACAAGAAAUUAGUUGAACCGACAAAGAUUGAACGGUGGGCAGUUGUUAAUUUCUCUGCCCGGUGUGAUCUUAACAAUCUGUGUAGAGAUCUAGUCAAAUGCGGAUCAAUGAAGGGAAUUAGCAUAAGUCCUCCAUAUGAAGUCUUUGAAGAACAUCCUUCAUCUCGCCGUAUGCCAGCUCCAGCUAGAGUGGACAAGAUGCUUGAAAUUAUAAAAGCAAAGCUCCCUGGUGCACCCCAGCUUAUUCUUUGUCUUCUCCCAGAGAGGAAGAACUCUGAUAUCUAUGGACCAUGGAAGAGGAGGAAUCUUUCUGAUCUUGGAGUUGUAACUCAGUGCAUUGCUCCAACAAGAGUGAAUGAUCAAUACCUUACAAAUGUGCUAUUGAAAAUCAAUGCCAAGCUUGGUGGUAUGAAUUCAUUGUUAUCAGUGGAAUGUAGUCCUUCUAUUCCUCUCGUCUCUCGCACUCCUACCUUAGUCAUUGGGAUGGAUGUGUCACAUGGCUCUCCUGGCCGGUCUGAUAUGCCAUCUAUUGCUGCGGUUGUCAGUUCCAGGCAGUGGCCACUGAUAUCUCGUUAUAGAGCCACUGUGCGCACACAGUCACCAAAGGUUGAAAUGAUCGAUUCUCUAUUUAAGCGCGUUUCUGAUACUGAAGACCAAGGCAUAAUUCGGGAGGCAUUAGUGGAUUUCUAUCUAAGUUCAGGGCAAAGGAAACCUGAGCAGAUAAUCAUUUUCAGGGAUGGAGUCAGCGAGUCACAAUUCAACCAAGUCUUGAAUGUUGAAUUGGAUCAAAUUAUUGAGGCCUGCAAAUUUCUCGAUGAUAAAUGGUCUCCAAAAUUCACUUUGAUUGUUGCACAAAAAAAUCAUCACACAAAGUUCUUCCAAGCUUCAUCCCCUGAUAAUGUGCCCCCUGGGACUGUCAUUGACAGUAAAGUUUGCCAUCCAAGAAGUAAUGAUUUCUAUAUGUGUGCGCAUGCUGGGAUGAUUGGCACAACACGGCCUACACAUUAUCAUGUUUUAUUUGAUGAGCUUGGCUUCUCAGCAGAUGAUUUGCAAGAGCUUGUGCAUUCACUGUCUUACGUGUACCAAAGAAGCACCACAGCUAUUUCAAUAGUUGCCCCAAUAUGUUAUGCCCACUUGGCUGCAAGCCAGUUAUUACAGUUUGUUAAGUUUGAUGAAUUGUCAGAGUCAUCCUCUAGCCAUGGUGGGUUAACAGCAGUUGGCACUGUUCCAGUUCCAGAGUUGCCACAGCUGCAUCAAAAUGUGCGUAGCUCUAUGUUCUUCUGUUAGUAUCUGCACUUUAUUAGCUUGGAGAAUUUUGCAUGUGCAGGAAGCAUAGCUAGCAGCAAUUAAUUGAUAGGCAGUGGUAGGUUUAGCUCAGUUUUGGAAAUUCCUUGUGCUUGGGAAUUUUAACUUACUUCCUGGUUCUUUUCAAAUUUGAGGAAAUUUAUCAAUGUUUCCCCUAGCAUUCUUUUAGAUUUUCUAUUGCCUAUUUUAUGGUUAACAUACUAAAUUCAUAGUAAAUUAAUCCCAAGUUUUUUCCCCCAAA
Molecule: messenger RNA, 2875 nt
Organism: Malania oleifera
Lineage: Eukaryota; Viridiplantae; Streptophyta; Magnoliopsida; Santalales; Ximeniaceae
Product: protein argonaute 4B-like
Exons: 22
Biological process (GO): regulatory ncRNA-mediated post-transcriptional gene silencing
Cellular component (GO): cytoplasm
Molecular function (GO): RNA binding; protein binding
Source: RefSeq, a predicted model, not a curated record